GGGCCCGAUCAAUCCCGGCGUGCACCGCGGCGGGGAAGCACGUGGAGUACAGUGUUCUUGUACAGUAGAGCCAUGGCCACGCAUAAGGAGGAGGCCUCCGUGGCUCAGGACGCGAAUCUGGCGCUGGAUCCCGACCGGCAGCGCGAGUUCUCGAGAAAAGUGAAGACAAUGAAGCCCGCUCCCCCCACCACGGGCGCUAUAGCCAAGCGCGGCGUGGUCUACCUGGGCCACAUGCCACACGGGUUCGCCGAGAUUCAAGUAAAGAAGUUCUUCAAUCAGUUCGGCAAAGUGACGCGGAUUCGCCUCUCCAGAAGCAAGCGGACUGGGCGGCCCAAGGGCUAUGGCUACGUGGAGUUUGAAUAUGAAGAAGUGGCCAAAAUUGUUGCAAACACUAUGAACAACUACCUUUUCUACGAGCGCCUGCUGAAGUGCGAGUACAUCCCUCCAGACAAAGUGCACGAAAAGCUCUUCGUGGGAGCCAACCGAAAGUUUAAAAUGCCGACCUUCCCAGCCGUGAAACGCAACAACCGUCACCGUACACCGGAGCAGGCUGUCCGCAUGACAAAGCGCCUUCUAAGCAAGGAGAUGAAAAAACGCAAGAAGCUGGCCAGCUGUGGCAUCGACUAUGACUUCCCUGGAUUUGCAGUGGAUGCAAAAAAGAUUCUAGGAAGUGCGGUGGGCAAGAAAACCAAAAAAAGGAAAGGAGAGACAAGUACGAAAACCAUUGGGGAAAUACCCGAGGCACCUGGGAAUGAAACUGAAAACAUUGAAGAAUCCAAGGAGACGGAGGAAACUGAAAAAGCUUUGGAAACAUCGAAGACGGUGGAUCCUGCCGAGAUCGAUAUGGAUUGGCUGGCCGGCCACGACGAUGACGAGAUCACCUUCCGCUCUCCUCCCAAAAAAGUGGCUGUAUCGCCUCCUUGCACCUCUGAGGAAGCCGCUCCAGCCCAAGAGGAACCCACAACUCCGUCACCGAGUCCACUCAAACCUAAAGCGAUGCAAAGAAAGAAGACUCCGAAUCGCAAGGGGAAGGGCAAGAAAGUAAAUUAAAACUUUUUGCUGCUCAAGUGUGAAUUGGGCAAAUUUUAUUUACAAAAAAAAUCUGUCUUUGAUGUAAGAUAAUUUCUUCUGCUUUCUCUCAGCUGCUCUUUGUGUACAAAAAUCCCACGUGUGGGUGCGUAGUUCGUAGGUUUCAAGCCCCUUACAUUUAUUAUUUGUACUUCUGUGACACGUAUAUGUAACCAGAUCUCAUCACACUAUACAGAAACUGGACAUAUUUAUUUUGUAGAGAUUCGCACUGGCCGUGCAUUUUGCAUGUGAUACCACACGAAUCUGGCUGGAGCCUGUGGGAUGUGGGUGAUGUCAUCAACGUGCAAUUGUUUGCCCGUCCACCAGCCAGCAAAACUUUGAUUAUAUAAUAUAAAAAAAAAUUGUUCAUAGGCCGAGUAAACAAAGAACGGCGUUGAGCUUGGACUGAAAUAGUAACUUAGAUUCUGUGGCCUGGCAUGAACCAUAUUUUAAUGAACUAUACGUUUUUCUGGCUCGGAAUUACUCUAUCGGUUUCUUUUGGUAUAACUUAACUGUGGUCUACAUUCAAUGGUAUAUCAAUCAGAUCUAAGUUUUGCAAGUGGAAAAGUGAUGGAGUUAUAGAUUAAGCAUAUCAAUACAAGCUGGAAUAAUGUGUCGUAUACCCAGUGUAAAUGAAUUUGCGGAAAUAUAAUUUUACUUUUUACUAAAGUAUGCAGCAAGCGCAUUGCAGACAUUUCCUCCAGCUGUUAGGUGGAGCCAUGAGCUCCCCAUAGUUGUAACUCCGCACUCCCUCUCGUGUGUAGUCGUGUGUGUCACCGACAUGUGCCAGGCACUAAUUACACUGAAUAAUACCGAGUCGUGUCAUGGAUGAGUCACAUGAUGAUACAGUAAUUAUAGAAUGCAUUUCCUUAUUUUAUAUAUAACUAUGCUAAUUUUUCAACCCACUUGUCCCAUAUUAAAUCUCUUGCAACAAUGUCACGUCAAGUAAUACAGCUUAUUUUCUGUCGGUAUUUUGAAUUCAUGAUGAAUAUUUCAUAGAUAAUAUACAAUGAUUAAAACGUUUUUUAGGCAUGUCGGCAUGUUACUGCUGUGUAGCUUUUUUGCAGUUGUGCUCUAUAGCUCUGGACGUGUUGGGUUGUUACCGUGAGUUUGCACAAGUCAGACAACCUGAAAACAAGCUGAGAGCCACAUUGGUCUGUUGAUUUUCAUUAAGUUCAGAACAAAAACUUAGUGCAAAGAAGCUUAGAGACGCACACGCUUGACAUGCUGACAAGAAUGGAUAGAUGCAAGACUACAAGUGUCAACUUAUUGAGUUAAGAAAAGUGGGCUUUGGCAGAACACGUUGCUUGAAGGGAUGAGGGCCGGUGGUCAAGACUAAUAGUGGACUGGCAGCUGGAGUUGGAAACAUGCCCCACAGGAUGGCCGUCGUGGAGAAGGAGCUACGUGGAAUUGCCUCGCGUGCGGAUGCCUUCAGCCAGCAGUGAAUUUACAAAGGGGUGAAAGUUAUUUCAUGAUUAGUAUAUGGUCUCAUAAGUGCAACAUUGCAUUUUUUUAUUUUGUGCGUUUCAUUAUUUAAUUGCUACUGCCACGUGCAGUACACACGGGGAACCAGGCCUCCAGUGAUGGCUCCACUGAGCUGUAAGUAGGUAAGCAAAACUCUCUGCAUGGAUAUAUUCUAACGAAACGAUCCAAAUUGGAUACAAUGUAAGCAUCAAAUUGGUCCGACUGAGGAAGCAUUUGCGUGCAAUGGAGCACUGCAUGCUUACUGUACACAGAUGAAAAGCGCCAAAAAAACCCUCAAAAGAUGAUGCAUUGCAAAGGGGAGGAGAGGCCAGCAGUGUGGGGCUGGAGUGGACAAGCACCAAACCCGGACCAAUUAUCCCUUUUACUGACCAAAACGCGCCAACCAGUCGGUAAUCGGAGCCCUCAUAACUGACCUUGGCCAACUAGCCAGCUAAUCACCAAUGCUUCCUUUACCACGUAAACCACCAUGAACAUAUUCACCAACCUGCCAGUAGUACUCGCCCUCCCACUGACCGUAACUCUCACCAACCAACUACUACGUUACUUCCCAUUAAUCCUACACCUAAACUCCACUUCGCCAAAGGUCCUUCACUUUUUAUUCGCUUGUCAGUUGUGAUGUUUGCGGAGCCUUGACCAUCUCCAUGUAGGGAUGUUACACCACUGGUUACACAGGUGACUACUGGCCACACCAAAAACAUGUGGUUGAUGUGCUGCAGUGUUCAUUCAAUAUUUUCCAUCCAAUUAGAGAGGGCAACCUUUAAUGUUACAGAAUGGUCCAUAUAACUGGAUAUAAGUUGCAAUUUUAAGAUCCCUUCAAGUGACCUGACAGUAGGGGGUAGCACUUCACUACCCGCUCUGGCACAGAGUAAUGUUCAUUCAAACCGAUGUUUUAAAUUAUCAAAGCUGGAAGUCAUGCAAUGUGAUAGGGUUGUUUUUACAUGCGAUUAUUGACUGACCACUUGAAACCCCUGUUUAGUUACAGGUGGUUCCUGCCUGCAUUGAACCCAGGAUCUAAGCGCUGUGCCACCCAGCCAUUUGAUGCGCUGCAGUCUUAAAAUAAGUGCUAGUGGGUCAUUGUAUCAAGGUGAAUAUCUCUUUAGGAUAAAAUUCUGCCAAUGAAAAACUAUAACAAUGCACUCGCUAUAAUAUCAAUACAAAUGAAUGUGUUGUUUUUUAAACGAUGUACAGUAUUUACAUUUUAAACCUUGCAAUGCAACUUGAUAAAAUGGUAAAAUACUUGAACAUUAAUUGCCCCAAAAAAUAGCAUCGCUAUUACUCCUGUACAUAAAACAUAAGAAAUGUAGCCUCCAUAAUCGUCUUUAUCCAGGAAAGACUCACCGAGUCUGAAUACUCUGUCAAAAGGGUUCUGCAUUGGGAUGUUUGAUCCUCUUCCAAUAUUGAGAAAUUGGCAUGUGGGAGGAAACCGGAGUACCCGAGAAAAACCGUACAUACCAGUAGAUGACAUUCAAACGACCACACAGAUUCAAUAAUCCAUUGCUGCACUGUCAUCUGGCCAGCUCACAGUUCAAGCCUCCAACACCUGGUAUUUCCAGGCAGUCUCAUAUCCAAGUACUGACCAGGUUGAACGCAGCUUCGCUUCCCAGAUCUGAUGAGUCCGGGAAAGUUCAUGGUGAUUUUGUUGUAGACUGCAAACCCAACCCAUUGUUUACCAUGUCAACUAUUAACAGGUAAUUUUCAUUUAAGGAGUUAAUUUGUUAUUUGAUUCGUGUACAUUUAAAGAUGUUCUUAAUUUUCAAUACAGUUGCUAACCAAGAGUUAACUUUUUUGUGAGGACUUUUUUUUAGUUACUAGACCCUGGAGUAUCCAAACGCAUUAAUUAUCCAGAGAGAAAUACACUUCGUGCUGCAGCAGUAGCUGAAUUCUUGAUGCGGUGCAUAAUGCGAAUGCAGUCACCGCUCAACAAUUGGAGGACUGUCAGGUCUUGUUGCUUUCUGCCUGCUCCACUUUGCCUAAUCUAAUUAGCUGCUUAAGCCAGACGUAGUUAUGGUGGUCAGCGGCGCAGGUAAGCGUCUGUCUGGUGCAGAUGGCUCGCCACCGCUUAAGGAAUUGCCUUGGGUAAAGCCACCCACCCCCACCUCUGUUUGAUCACCUCCCAUCAUGGUGCCUCCGCUUGACUUUUCUGCUUCCACAGUCCUGCACACUAGCCCCCAGAAGCAAUCGAGCUGUCGCAGCUCAACCAUUUGGACACAAAAAAGAUUGAGGGGCAUUAAUCAUAAACACUGCCUUGUAAUAUACACAUAUAUAGUCGGUUGACGUUUGGACUAGGGCUCUUAGAGAUGAGAGGGCAAGGUGAUAUAUUGAUUUAUUAUAGGUGGCGUUUUUACUUUGGUGUCCUGAGUUAACCAAGACAUUUUAAGAGUAAUGUUCACUAUAAAUAGACUUUUAAAAGUACUGAGAAAAUCAAAUACUGUACAUAUAAACAACUGACAUUUUCUCAGCACACUGCCACCCCCCACAUACAUUCUAUGGCUGGUAGCUAUCUAUCAUAGAGCCUAACGCUCCAUGUUGUGUACACGCACAGCCCUCUUGUCAAUCAAACUGCUGGAUGUGGGCCUCCCCACGCUGCGUGGGUCGUGGGAGUUAUUUUGACAAUUCUUCACCACGAUGGUCAUUUCAGAUUGACGAAGGUGGGGAGCAUACGUCAAUAAACAAUAUCUUGGUCGGGACUGUGGGUCAUUUCUAAUGACCGCCUAGACCAAAUGUAAUUGCCUAAUAUGGUAAUGUAUACACAUUGCUAAGCUAAAAAACGUCACUAAACAUAAGUAUCGGUCACUUCACGAAAUGUCACAUGCAUUAAAGAACUGUUGGGCUGACAGAUUAAGCAGAGAUAAUUGUGCUCUGAGAAUCUGAAACCCCAUAGCGCUGGUGGCCUGCAGGAGGCUGAGACCCCGCCACCCUGUUGAUUAUUGUAAUGAUCCAAUUUUAAAUAUCAAUUAUGUAUAUUUGGAUUGCAAUGUCUGUCACCGGCAUUGUGCACGUGGUGUUGAUGAUGACGAUGAUCGUAACAAAAUAAAGACAUUCUGGUUUA
Messenger RNA from Petromyzon marinus (sea lamprey), 5602 nucleotides. RefSeq names its product nucleolar protein interacting with the FHA domain of MKI67 (gene NIFK). The record is from RefSeq and is a predicted model, not a curated record. NCBI's taxonomy places the organism in Eukaryota, Metazoa, Chordata, Hyperoartia, Petromyzontiformes, Petromyzontidae. Gene Ontology annotation, molecular function: RNA binding.